AUGUCGACUCCGUCGCUCUCGCGUGAGCGUAAAAGUCCCGAAGAGGAAGUCUCAGACCAAGGCUCGCAGCGUAUUCUUGUCGAAGACAGAGAAGAACUUGGGACGGGCAUUGCAGAAGCCUCGGCAAAGGUCUAUGGCAAAUACUCUAUCUGGGUACUCUACAUCACGCUUGGUCUGUCGGCCUAUGUGUACUCGCUCGACCAGAGCACGACCUAUUUCUACACUGCGUUUGCCACGAGCUCGUUUUCGCACCACUCUCUCCUGUCGAGUAUUGAAGUUGCGACACUUGUAAUCCUUGCCACGGUCAAGCCUGUUAUCGCACGUAUUGCGGACCUAAAGUCGCGCUCAUUUGCAUACGUGCUUACCAUCAUCUGCUACAUCCUUGGAUACAUCCUCAUAGCGUCGUCAAAAGGCGUAAGUCAGUUUGCGGCCGGACGCGUCUUCCAAGCAUUUGGCGCAGCCGGACUCUCACUCAUGCUCGAAAUCAUCGUGGCCGACUUUACCGCCCUCAAAUGGCGAGGCGUCGUCGCGGGACUAAUGUAUUCGCCCUUUAUCGUCAACGCAUUUGUAGGAUCAAAGAUUGCCGCCUCUAUCACGACCAACAAUCCGUCAAAUGGAUGGCGAUGGGGUUAUGCCAUGUUCUCGAUUCUCAUCCCCGUCUCGCUUGCGCCGGUGCUGUUUACUCUCCUCUGGGGUGAGCGCAAGGCGAAGCGACUUGGUGUGGUCGACUUGCGCCAUGGUACCAAGACGGCGACGAUCAAAGGCGAAAAGGUGGAAAAGGAGCACGUAUCGCUAUGGAGCAAGGUCGUAGGAUUGUUGCUCGAGAUGGAUAUCCUUGGGUUGCUUCUCUUAGCCACCGGAUGGGCGUUGCUACUCGUUGCACUGACAUUGUCUGCGGGGGCAAAAGGGGGUUGGAACAACCCCUCUAUCAUCGCAAUGAUUGUACUGGGACCAAUUAUUAUCGUCGUCUUUGCCAUCUACGAGAUAUUCUGGGCACCAUUCCCCAUGUUCCCCCGACAUAUUCUUCGUAACCGCGCCACACCCGCGUGGUCACUGGAGGAUCAAAACUAUUUCAGCUCGACGCAGACGGUUGGACUGACAGUGUUUGGUCUCAUGGCCGGCGUGGUGAUGAGAGUCACGAAGCGAUACAAGUGGUUGCUCGUAAUCGGACUUUGCAUACGCGUCUUGGGUGUGGGGAUCAUGAUUCGGUCGCGUGGUGCAGACGGAAGUGACGGAGAACUGGUCAUGACUCAAGUUUUGCAAGCGCUAGGUGGUGGUAUCGCGUCAUUGACGACGUCGGUGGCCGCCCAGGCGAGCGUACCGCACAAGUACGUUGCAAUGGUCUCCGCCAUUGUGUUCAUGAUCGCUCAGCUUGGUGGUGCGAUUGGGAGCUCAGUCGCGGGUGCAAUUUGGACGCACGUAAUGCCCUCUAAUCUCCGCAAGUACCUGCCUUCUGCGAGCGAAGAAGAGUUGCAGACGUAUUUCGGGUCGAUCAUCUCCAUUGUUGCGCUCGAGCCGAAUGAUCCCACACGGCUGGGUGUCAUUAGGGCAUAUGGGGAAACGAUGAAGAUUUUGAUCAUUGUCGCCUUGGCGUUUGGCAUUAUUCCAAUCUUUAUUGCCCUGGUUAUGCCCGAUUUUCACUUGGGAGAUGGCCAAAAUGCAGUGGAUGGGUUGGAUAUUGCAGGUCGGCGGAUUGAAGAGCCGGCGACGGAAAAGACGAACAGGGCAUAG
Messenger RNA from Serendipita indica DSM 11827, 1731 nucleotides. The record is from the annotation of a GenBank genome assembly. NCBI's taxonomy places the organism in Eukaryota, Fungi, Basidiomycota, Agaricomycetes, Sebacinales, Serendipitaceae.